AUGGCAGCUAGACGGAAGACAGCAAAGCUUCAAGCGGAGGAACAAGUCUCUCUGAAGGCUUCUAUUGAACCUCAGGAGAUCGUCUUUGGUGUGUGCCACAUAUAUGCUUCCUUCAACGACACAUUUGUGCACGUUACUGAUUCUACGUGCUCUGAAACUAUUGUCCGUGUGACCGGCGGAAUGAAAGUUCGCGCUGAUCGUGAGGAGUCUAGUCCUUACGCAGCUAUGCUUGCUGCCCAAGAUGUCGCAGAACGCUGCAAAGCUUUAGGAAUCUCUGCCCUUCACGUUCGCAUAAGAGCUACAGGUGGCACCAAGUAAGUCACUUAGGCAUCUGAUCAGUUUUCUUCUCAGGGCUCGCACCCCAAGCCCAGCGGCCCAGUCAGCUCUGCGUGCUUUGGCUAGAUCUGGAAUGAAGAUUGGGCGGGUCGAAGACGUCACUCCGAUUCCCACCGACAGCACAAGAAGGAAGGGCGGUCGUCGUGGACGACGUUUGUAA
Molecule: messenger RNA, 496 nt
Organism: Spirometra erinaceieuropaei
Lineage: Eukaryota; Metazoa; Platyhelminthes; Cestoda; Diphyllobothriidea; Diphyllobothriidae
Source: the annotation of a GenBank genome assembly